GUGUGCAAGCUCACAUACAAGACCAUACAUUUGACUACUAUCAUCCUUCCCACAUGGCAUGGCAUCCUCAAGGACUUGUUGGAACCCCAAACCCUCAUGCCAUGCGAUGUGGCCACACGGUGGAAUUUGAUGUUUGAUAUGUUGGAUUACGCACUUGAACAUUGUGAGGCCAUAGAUACCAUUACGCAACGGCGAGACCUCGGUUUACGGAAGUAUGAGUUGGAGGAUAAUGAGUGGGAAAUACUACAGCAAUUGCGUGAUAUACUAAAGAUUCUAAAGGAUGCCACGCUUUACUUCUCAUGUGCAACACCUAACCUUGCGAUGGUGAUACCAGCAAUGGAUCAUGUCAACAAGAUGCUCACGUCCUAUUUGUGCAACAAGAAAUAUAUGCCUUCAAUUCGUUUGGCAGUUCAGCUCGCAAAAAAGACACUCAACCGGUACUAUCAGCUCACAGACAGGUCUCACACAUAUCGGAUCUCCAUGGUGUUACAUCCCCAACACAAGCUAUCAUACUUCAAG
Molecule: messenger RNA, 519 nt
Organism: Suillus bovinus
Lineage: Eukaryota; Fungi; Basidiomycota; Agaricomycetes; Boletales; Suillaceae
Product: ribonuclease H-like domain-containing protein
Exons: 3
Source: RefSeq, a predicted model, not a curated record